AUGGCGCUGUUGAACAUUCACUCAGCGUUGGCAUCGAUCAGUCCCAUUCAGACCUCAGAUAUCACCCUCGUGAGGUUUGUACUGGUAGGCAUUGUUGGAGCACUCCUGCUAUCUAGCGCCACAAGCUUCCUCAAGGACAGGAGAGCUAUUCCUAAAGGUUCCAAGCCACUACCAGGUCCCAAAGGCUGGCCGAUAGUCGGCAAUGCAUUGUCAAUCCCCAAGUCCCACGCGUGGUUCAAAUUCAAAGAAUGGGGAGACCAAUAUGGACCAAUCUAUCAAGUACGCGCAUUCGGGACCACUUUGGUGAUUAUCUCGAAGGAAUCUAUCGCAAACGAGCUCCUCAGCCUCCGUGGCGUGAUCUACUCCGACCGCCCGGCGCUGAUCAUGCCCGGACUUAUUUCAGACAAUGGAUUUCUCGGUGCCUCCGGGUGGAAUGACUACUGGCGACGAGCGAGGCGUUUCACGCAGUCGAUGCUGAGCACCAACAUCAUUCAGCAGUCAAUUCCGAAGCAGACGCUCGAGGCUAGGCAGAUGGUCGUUGAUCUGGCGAGGGAUUCUGCAGAGUACACGUACUGGCUGGAGCGCGCCGGCGUCAUGGUCUCCAUGAAGCAGAUCUACGGAGUGAGUGAAGAACGUGGAGCCGCGGAGAAGAAACAUGUGGAAGGGAUAUGCGGUUUCAUGGAGAAUAUCGAGCGUGUUGCUAUUCCAGGAGCGUAUUUGGUGGAAUUUCUUCCCUGGCUGAUGAAUCUCCCAACGUGGCUCGCACCGUUCAAGAAAGAGGCGCAGCGGCUGGUGAAGGGCCACUGGGAUUACCUCGCACCACUCGUGCAGUCAGAGAAGUCCGCAGACACACGGUCUGGCCAGCCCGAAAGCUUCUCUCAGAAGUUCUCAAAGAGUAAGCAAGACUGGAACCUGGACGACCGCGAGAUCGUUUGGGCUCUGGCGAGCAUCUACGGUGGUGCAGCGGGGACAUCCUCCACGGCGAUGCAAUCACUCAUUCUCAAUAUGUGUCUAUUCCCGGAGUGGCAAGGCCGGAUACAAGAGGAGAUAGAACGUGUUGUCGGCGGCGACCGACCACCAGACUACAACGACUCUAGCAGUCUGCCCACGAUCCGGGCCGUAAUCAAGGAAACGUUACGGUGGAGACCGGUUCUUUCAGGAGGAUUCCCGCACUCAGUGACCAAAGACGACACUUACGAGGGCUACCAUAUCCCCAAAGGCGCAGUGAUCAUCCCGAACCAAUGGGCCAUCCUCCGUGACGAAGAACAAUACCCAGACGCCGAAUCAUUCAAGCCCGAGAGAUGGCUGCAGCCGGAAUACUCGACCUACCAAGAACCACUUACAAUAUAUCCGAACCUGAAAAGAUUCGCUGCGUUCGGCCACGGCCGCCGGAUCUGCCCGGGCUUGGAAGUCUCGGAGAAGGCACUCUUCCUGCAGUUCUCGAGCUUGCUCUGGGCGUGUAAUAUCAAGCGGGCGAGGGAUGCUGAUGGCAAGGAGGUCGAGGUACCUUUCUACGAUUACACGGGCGUGUCGGUCUCCACGCCGCGGAAGUUCCAGUUUGUGGUUGAGGAGCGGAAGGAGGGGCGGCUGAAGAUGAUGAGGGAUGUGGCGCUGUCGGAGCAUUUGGAUGAGUUGGCGGCGGUGAGGGCUUCGUAG
Exophiala aquamarina CBS 119918 is the source of this 1656-nucleotide messenger RNA. RefSeq lists its product as uncharacterized. Bases 1 to 1656 code for a protein of 551 amino acids. The transcript has 3 exons. The record is from RefSeq and is a predicted model, not a curated record. Lineage: Eukaryota; Fungi; Ascomycota; Eurotiomycetes; Chaetothyriales; Herpotrichiellaceae. Gene Ontology annotation, molecular function: iron ion binding; heme binding; oxidoreductase activity, acting on paired donors, with incorporation or reduction of molecular oxygen.